AUGGCCCAAAAAGCAAAGAAGGACCGCGCCAAGUCCAACACGGCAGCUCUCAACAACCUCCACAUUGGCUCUGCCACCGUCAACGUUGCUUUCCUCGCUUUCCACUUCCUCUUCCGCUCCCGCUCGCUCUUCUGGUACUUCCUCCUCUCGGCGCCCGCCUUCAUCUGCCAGUUCGUCCUCGAGCGCUCCGGACGCCCCACGUACGACGCCAGCGGCGCCCUGCGCACCGCUGGUGAAGAUCUCGCCUCUGCCGGUCUGACCGAGUACAUGUUCGACGUCGUCUGGGUCACGUGGGCCUCCGUCGUGGCCGUCAUCCUCUUCGGCAACGGCGGCUGGCUCCUCUGGCUCGCCGUCCCUGCGUACGGCGCCUAUGCCGGCUACGGCCUCAUGGGCGCCGCCAACAACGCCGAGGGGGCCGAGGCCGCGCCUGCCGGCAACAGGCGGCAGCGACGUGCUGCUUAA
This is a messenger RNA of Verticillium dahliae VdLs.17, 462 nucleotides long. Its product is annotated as DUF788 domain-containing protein. NCBI's taxonomy places the organism in Eukaryota, Fungi, Ascomycota, Sordariomycetes, Glomerellales, Plectosphaerellaceae. Bases 1 to 462 code for a protein of 153 amino acids. Gene Ontology annotation, cellular component: intracellular membrane-bounded organelle. The record is from RefSeq and is a predicted model, not a curated record. The transcript has a single exon. Gene Ontology annotation, biological process: vacuolar protein processing.